AUGGCUCCAAAUUUGCUAAUUGGUGACAUUCAACAGGCAUUCCUUCAAGUCGGAUUGAAACCAGAGGACAGAGAUGCCUUUCGAUUUGUAUUUGAAUUGAUAGACGGAACGGAAGAGCGAUUCAGAUUUACCAGAAUACCCUUUGGCGCAGAAGCGAGCCCCUUUCUUCUCGGAGCCACCUUGCAACACCAUUAUGAUAACCAACCACAGGAGAACCAUACUGAUACUCUGUUGAUACUUACGGAGAACACGUAUGUAGAUAACUUAAUGAAGACUGGGGACAGUGUCGAAGAGUUGAAGGAAUUUAAGCACGAAGCUACAACCAUCAUGGAGGAGGGGAAGUUUCCUGUUCAUAAGUGGGAGUCAAAUGUUCAUUCGCUAGAGAGUGCGGACAUGCCCGAUCCUGGAAAGAUACUGGGUUUGACAUGGCAUAAACAAGAUGACGUAUUAGAGAUCCAAGUUCCUGAACGAGAUAACGGACAGCGAAUUGCAAAGAAAUCUAUUUUGAGUCAUUUGGCUGGUAUUUACGAUCCGCUCGGAAUUAUAUCCCCAACAGUUGUGGAAGGUAAACACAUUUAUCGCGAAGCAUGUGAUGAAAAUCAAAACUGGGAUUCAGAAGUGCCUGCGGUGCUAGCCAAGGAUUGGUUAAAAUGGACUAGACAACUUCGCAACGUACGAAUACCGAGGAGCGUGAUUCGAGAAUGCAGGAAAGUGAAGGCUGUUCACUUACAUCUCUUUGCUGACGCGAGCAAUUUGGCUUGCUCUGCAAUGACCAUUGCUAUUGUCGAACACGAUACGGGAACAGUGAAAGGGUUUCUAACAUCAAAAUCUCGAAUCUGUAAGCGUAACACAUCCAUCGCACGCUUGGAGCUAGUAAGUGGUCAGAUGGCAGCAAAUUUAGCGAGGAAUCUUGUCAAUGCUCUGAAGAGACUGCCCGUCAGAUCAGUUACCAUCUGGAUGGACAGCCUGGUCGCUCUCUACUGGAUUUCAAGCCCCGGAAAAUCAUGGAAGGUGUUUGUUGCAAACAGGGUGAAAAAGAUCGUGGAAAUAACGGAGGAAAUCGGGAUUCAAUGGAAGUAUGUGCCGUCAGAGAAGAAUGUUGCCGACGCGGGAAGCCGAGGAGCUACGCUCAAACCCUUUCAAACCAUGGGUGUCGAUUUCGCAAGCCCUUUCAAACCAUGGGUGUCGAUUUCGCCGGCCCGCUGGUUUACAAAGUCAACAAGAAUAAAGAAGGCAAAGCAUCUAUUCUGAUUUUCACCUGUUCAGUCACGCGAGCUGUUCAUUUGGAAGUUACGAAGUCACAGACCGCGGAAGAAUUCCAAGACAAGUUAAACGCCUUCAUAUGUCGGAAGACGAGACCACAACGCAUCAUAUCGGACAACGCAGCAGUCUUUAAAGCUACAGCCCAGUGGAUAAAAAAGAUCCGGAAAAGCGAAGCACUACAAGAUUUCUUGGCGAAACAAAGAAUAACAUGGCAGUUCAAUUUAGCAAAAUCCCCUUGGUGGGGAGGGAUGUACAAAAGGCUAAUAAAGGAAGUGAAGAAGACGUUGUAUAAGACACUAGGCAAGACCCAUCUUACGUUAGAUCAACUUAUCGCAGUGGUAAUGGACAUUGAACGCCAUUUAAACAACCGCCCACUAGCCUACAUCGAAAGUGACAGAGGGGAGCCUCAAGUCCUGACACCCAACACCAUUUUAUGGGGCGACGAUUCACAUAUUUUGGAAGACCGAGAACAACACGAAAGUGAAGAGACGUCUCAACGCUGCCAGACAACACGCGUGGAACCGUUGGCACAAAGAAUACAUACACAGCCUUAUGGAAUCUCAUCGCAUAGUCAAAGGUGACGGACAACUGCCGAAAGUCGGGGAGAUCGUAUUAGUACUCGGGGAAGAAAAGAACUGUGGGCUUUGGAAGAAAGGCAAAGUAUUGCGACUUAUAUUGGGAAAGGACGGAGUUGUGCGAGGAGUUGUACUUCGGCAUAAGGGCCACGAGAUUGAGCGACCUAUUCAAUUAGUUUGCCCUCUAGAGAUACGUAGCAGCGAAGUAGAAGAGCCGAAAGCACCAACGCCAGAAGUUGAGGAGAAACAGGAGAGACCACCAAGGCGUGCAGCAGAGAAGGCAAAGGAAAGAGUUCGACACUGGCUCGCUGAUGAGGACUGA
Molecule: messenger RNA, 2160 nt
Organism: Paramuricea clavata
Lineage: Eukaryota; Metazoa; Cnidaria; Anthozoa; Malacalcyonacea; Plexauridae
Source: the annotation of a GenBank genome assembly